This is a messenger RNA of Dovyalis caffra, 327 nucleotides long. The record is from the annotation of a GenBank genome assembly. Lineage: Eukaryota; Viridiplantae; Streptophyta; Magnoliopsida; Malpighiales; Salicaceae.
AUGGCUUCUAAGAGAAUGUUGGUAACAAUUGCCCUUGUGGCAUUAGCUAUUUCUCCAGUUCUGGCUAAGGAAUAUGUUGUUGGAGAUGGCAAGGGUUGGACAGCAAUCCAACCUGAUGAUGAAUUUGAGAACUCGAUUGCUUUCUUCAAGUACAAAGUUGUAUUCCACGAACCUGUCAAAGUGGAUGAUGCUUCAUUCAAAAAAAAUGUGUCAGCACCAGAAACAACCGAGACUUUAGCUUCCGGUAAUAAUGUUAUUAGACUUGAAAAACCAGGGAAACAAAUCAAGAAUUGUACAAUUGCAGUGGAGGCAAGCACUGCAAAAUGA